This is a messenger RNA of Actinia tenebrosa (Australian red waratah sea anemone), 764 nucleotides long. RefSeq lists its product as uncharacterized. Gene Ontology annotation, biological process: cortical actin cytoskeleton organization; regulation of apoptotic process. The record is from RefSeq and is a predicted model, not a curated record. Gene Ontology annotation, molecular function: actin filament binding. Gene Ontology annotation, cellular component: cytoskeleton; cytoplasm. NCBI's taxonomy places the organism in Eukaryota, Metazoa, Cnidaria, Anthozoa, Actiniaria, Actiniidae.
UUUUCCUGAUCUUUUAGUAACGAACUGGAACGAAUACCUCGAACUGAAAUUCGAUAAAACUCGAUCGAUUGUAGACUAUAAGUUAUAGCCAACGCUAUUCAUUGAAGUCGUGAGAUGGAGACCCCAACAGAACUGCAGUCGAUGAAUUUUCUAGAGCUAUUGACUGAAAUUGGAAGCAAAAUCCGACCACGCGAAGUUGAAAUCUUUAAAAAUAAACUAAAAGUAAAAGAAAGGGUUCCUUCUUCAUUGCUGGAUGAUAUUGACAGCCGUGAAUGGCAUUCAGGCCUGAAGUUUCUUAAAAAGCUACAAGAAGAAGGAUAUCUGGCUGAAGAUAAUUUAGAACUUUUAGAAGAGCUACUUCUGGCUAUCGAAAGGCAAGAUUUACUUCAGGAAUUAUCCGAAUUUGAAAAGAAAGUAAAGACUUCCUCUGACGUAGAAGGUGCGGUUGCCCGGGAAACAGAAGCUCACCAAUCAAUUUUUCAACGUGUUGCAUCCUAUAUAUCCAAUUUGUGGAGAUCUAUAACCGGCCGAGGUCGUCGUACUAUUACUCCUCGUGUUACUCAUGGUAUGUAUUUAUCAAAUAGAACAACUUUUUCCGUGCUCCGUUCAGUAAUAAAGCACGCAGGAAGUGGCGUAUGCACGAAAGAGGUGUAAGGAGAAGCACGAACCGUAGGCGAGUGCUUCUCACACUUCUUGAGUCUAAACAGUCUAUAUUUACUUAUACCUGACAGUCUCAAUCCAAUAAUAUAUAGUUCAAUAUUUUU